Messenger RNA from Penicillium chermesinum, 582 nucleotides. Its product is annotated as cupin domain-containing protein. Bases 1 to 582 code for a protein of 193 amino acids. The transcript has a single exon. NCBI's taxonomy places the organism in Eukaryota, Fungi, Ascomycota, Eurotiomycetes, Eurotiales, Aspergillaceae. The record is from RefSeq and is a predicted model, not a curated record.
AUGCAGUCCUCCAAAGACGACCACCCCCACAAAGAUAACCCCCUCCCCGAAAUCCACCGGUACAUAACAACCCACACCACAGAAGGUGAAGCCGUCUUCCUCUCCCACGCACAGGUCCCCGACUACCUGCCCUCCCGACCUUCAGGCGAUGACGGGGAGAUUGCCCUCCUGUACGCGACAACUGCAACGCCGGCUUCGCUCGAGGAGGAAUCGGACGUUGCGAUGUACGACGAGUUCCUGCACCAGCCUCCAGGGCUAACCACGGAGACGGGAACUAUACUCCGGAUGGUGGAUCUGAGACCAGGGAAGAAAACACCGAUGCAUCGUCAUGUGAGCCUUGAUUAUGGAGUUGUGCUGGAGGGGGAUGUGGACUUGAUUCUUGAUUCGGGGGAGAGCAGACAGUUGCAUCGCGGGGAUGUUUGUAUUCAGCGGGGCACGGCCCAUCAGUUUCAGAAUAAGAAUAGCGAGGCGUGGUGUCGGAUAAUGUUUGUGUAUUUACCAAUCGAGAAGCUGAGAUACAAGGAGAGGGAGUUGGGCGAUGAGGUUUACGAUGAGGGCUAUGAGAACUCUGGCGAUGAAUAA